CCGGGCUUUCCUCGAGCGCCGCCGCCGAUGACAGCCGAGGGAAUCCGGCUGGACUGGCCCGGCCGGUCUUUAAAAGGCGAAGGCCGCAGCCCGCACGACUCGGCGGCCGCCUCCUGCCCGCCUUGACUCCGCGGCCGCGGGACUGAGUUUCUCGCCGCUUCCUCCAGCGGAGGAGGAGGAGCAGGAAAAGGAGGGCGAAGGCGGCGGCGGCGGCGCGGACGGGCCCCUCGGCUGAGCGCUCACCCGUGCGCCCGGGCCGGCGGCGGAGCUUCCAGCGGCGCCCUCCCCUCCUCCGCCGGGGCUUUUGGUCUCGCCCGCGCCCCUCGCGCUUCCCCGCUCCCUGCCGUCUUGGCUGGCCGGGGAGAAGUUGGAAGUUCAGAGCCGGUCGGGAGGCGGCGGCGGCGGGAGGAGAAAGGGCGGGGAGGCAGCGCUGCCGCGGCCGGGGCCUACCGAGAGCGGCCUAGUCAGCCCGCCAGCCCCCUCCGCCCCCAUGCCGCCGGCGCUGCCGCAGUGAGUCGGGCCGCUCCGCCGCGCUCGCAGGGCCGCGCCGGGUUCCAGCCCGCCGGCGGGAGCGGGAGGGAGGAAGGCGACCAGGCCCCCUCGGCGGCCGCGAUGAGCAACAGCCAGCAGCAGCAGCAGCCCCCGCUGCCGCGGCGGGUCACCAACGUGGGCUCCCUGCUGCUCACCCCGCAGGAGAACGAGAGCCUCUUCGGCUUCCUGGGCAAGAAAUGCGUGACAAUGUGUUCUGCAGUUAUUCAGAUUUAUGCAGCAGAUCGCAAUGCCAUAUGGUCAAAGAAGUGCUGUGGCGUAGCCUGCCUUGUGAAAGACAAUCCACAAAGGUCUUAUUUUAUCAGAAUAUAUGAUAUCAAGGAUGGAAAACAGUUAUGGGAACAAGAAUUGUAUAAUAAUUUUGUAUAUAAUAGUCCUAGAGCAUAUUUUCAUACCUUUGCUGGAGAUACCUGUCAGGUGGGCCUUAAUUUUGCUAAUGAAGAAGAAGCUAAAAAAUUCCAGAAGACAAUAACAGACUUACUUGGACGGCGCCAACGAAAAUCUGAGAAAAGGAGAGAUCUACCAAAUGGUCCAAGUCUACCAAUGGCAACUGUUGACAUCAAAAACCCAGAAAUCACCACCAAUAGAUUUUAUGGCUCCCAAGUCAAUAAUAUCCACAAUACCAAAGAGAAGAAAAAAGGAAAAGCAAAGAAGAAGAGGCUGACAAAGGCCGAUAUUGGAACCCCUAGCAACUUUCAGCACAUUGGGCAUGUGGGCUGGGAUCCAAAUACCGGUUUUGAUGUUAACAACUUGGAUCCGGAGUUGAAAAAAUUAUUUGAUAUGUGUGGAAUUUCAGAGGCUCAGCUGAAAGACAAAGAAACGUCCAAGGUUAUAUAUGAUUUUAUUGAAAAAACAGGAGGAGUAGAAGCUGUUAAAAACGAGUUACGUAGACAAGCUCCACCACCGCCUCCGCCAUCUAGGGGAGGUCCUCCUCCUCCUCCUCCUCCUCCCCCACAUAGCUCAGGGCCACCCCCUCCUCCUGCUAGGGGAAGAGGAGCUCCUCCACCCCCUCCAUCAAGAGCUCCAACAGCAGCACCCCCACCCCCACCACCAUCUAGACCUGGUGCUGCAAUGCCUCCUCCACCACCAAAUAGGAUGUAUCCUCCUCCCCCACCAGUUCAUUCUUCCUCUGCCCCCCCAGGCCCACCUCCACCUCCUCCACCACCAUCAGGUGGUUCAUGUGUGCCUCCACCCCCGCCGCCACCCCCGCCCCCUCCUGGGCCACCCCCACCACCUGGUCUUCCAACAGAGGUUGACCAACAGCUUCCAGUUCCUGCAGGAAACAAAGCAGCUCUCUUAGAUCAAAUCCGAGAAGGUGCACAAUUAAAGAAAGUAGAACAGAAUAAUUGGCCAGUCUCCUGCUCAGGAAGAGAUGCACUACUCGAUCAGAUACGACAGGGUAUACAGCUGAAGUCUGUAUCCGAUGGCCAAGAGACUGCACCUCCUACGCCUGCACCCACCUCAGGUAUUGUGGGAGCACUAAUGGAAGUUAUGCAGAAAAGGAGCAAAGCCAUUCAUUCUUCAGAUGAAGAUGAGGAUGAAGAAGAUGAAGAAGACUUUGAGGAUGAUGAUGAAUGGGAUGACUGAUCCAACAUAUUAUAUAUCAUAUAAAUAUAUAUAUUUUUAAGGUGAAUUACUAAAACUACUUUCUGUCUAUGGAUUCUGUAAAAUUAUCAUGUAAAUGGUCUACCAAUUUGCUGUAUAUUUUUGUUGCCUUUUGCUUUUUUUAUUAAUCUGUGCAAUACCUCAUUUAAUCUGUAAAGGUUUGUCAUAAUCCUCUCCAAAAGCUACUCCCAACUUAAUGUGUGCAAGUUUACAUCAGGUUGCUCAGUGUACAUGUGAAUACUUUCCAUUCCAUCAAUAAGGGAGUUUUAAUGUAACGCGCGAGACUGACAAACAUUUUAAAUGUAUUUAGUUAUAAUGCAAGAAGGAAAAAAACACUAUUUUCAUACCCUACUUUUUUCUGUACCUAAAUUUUCUUAUUAAAACUUAGUUAUAGCACUACAUUAUUUAAGCAUUGCAGCUCCUAGUUGAUUAGCCCUUUCAUCUUGGAAGCUACACUACAUGAAUGAGGCCGAUGAAAACAGUGAACUUCAUAACACUACACUUUUAGCAUUAAGCUAUACAUCAAACAAUCACUAGAAGAUAAAAUGGUUGUGAAAUUUUUUCCCCUGAUUCUGUAGCAGUGCCAUUGGGAAAGCUUUUGAAAUCCCAAAUGCCGAGUCCCAGUUGAGGUCACGGAGCACAACGUCUUUGAUGUAAGCUACCUUUGCGAUUGACUUUCUUUUCUUUCUUUUUUUGCCUGCUACCUUUUACAAUGAAGAGGAGUCUACGUUUAUGGCAACUGCUGCAGUCAUUUAUUUAUUUUUAUAUAAUCUUUUUUACCGAAGGGCUGUGGAUUAAUAUUUGCUUGGGUUAACCUUGGGUUUAAAUCCAUUUUUUUUAAACGUUGGUGUACUAAUAAAUGAACUUAAGUGCUGUAACCCUGCAGACUUGAUGGCUUAUGGUACAAACCAACAACACACUUUAGGCACCAGAUCCUGCAUCUAGGAAUGGAAAGCAAUGAAAUGGGGACGGAUGCCUUAAAAUAAUCUGCUUCUCCUGACUGUGACGAUAUGCCCUAAUGUCAUGGAAGCAGCGGCAGAAGGAGAAGCUGGAGCUCCUUACUGAUGUUUGCACACCAAGCCCCUUGACCUCCUUUAACCCUGUCCGUCUGUGUUUGGGCCCGGUAAUUUAGUUUGGGUGUAUGCUCUGCUCAUCAGACGGCCAGUGCUGGUGAUGCUGAGGCCCGGUUCUGUAUUCCUCACAAGAAGCUUUCCUAUGAAUUGCCAGUCACAAUAGGUCAGUGUUGUCCUGUGUCCUCUCUUCCUUUUUAGAGCUCAAGAAGAGAGUGGGUAGAGCCAGCUGAGCUGCUUGCCUUUCGUGGAGGCCUGGAAAUCUUCUUUAAAAAAAAAACUUGUGGAAGCUUACUGUUAUGGAGUUACUGCUUUCUGUUCUAUUUACUGAACUUGCUUUUUGCGAUAAUGUCUUUUGUGGUCUUUAGAAUUUAAUCCGAAGGGUUGCGAUCUUCAAAGAUAGAGAGCCCUGUGCUUGGAACGAAGCAUUCCACCCCGGAUAAAUUAAGUUCUCAUAUUAAUUUUCAUCCUUAACUAACCAGUUUAAUAUUUUUGAGGUAUCUGCCUAUCUUGACACGUGGUAACAAGUUUUAAAGAUAGGCAUUGGCAACGCUUAUUUAACUAGCAGGGGGAAGAUAGGUAGGAAACGUUAGAAAGACCACUUGUCUCACUGAUGCAAAAUGUUUCAAGUCAGACUUCCUAGGUCCCCUCACACUCUUGUCAUGAUAUAUAAGACAGAAUUGUAUUUACUGAAACCCAGUGUUGGCCUGAUCUUGGCAGGCUGGUCCUGCAUAACAUGGCUUGGAUUUCUAGUGCAGUUUAUAUAAUGUCUAGCAGUGGCUUUUUAAAACUUCAUAUGGAGAAGGGGGGGUGGGGAAAGUUGUGGAUGGGAAGGAGGUGCAGUAAAGCAAAACCUAAAUUAUUUAGAGAAUAAAUAACUUUUAAGCACAUGACCUGGGAGAAGAGAUUUCUUUUCCCUAGCAUCUCUCUUUCUCCCUCUGCCCCCAACCCCUCGCAGUUGCAUUCACAGCACUGCCUGCUGCUGGGAAAGACUUUAACUAGCAGUGCUGCUAGUACAGUUUGAGGAUUGUGAGCAGUGUGGCUGAGGGCUGAAUAAAUGCUGUCUCGUAGGGUUAAGAAUGUGUGCACAUGGGAAAGGGGUGUUUAAUGGCCUUCAGUAAAAGCUUUUCUUUUUUUGGUGUCAUGUCUCUGUAGUCCUGAUACCAUAACGGGCAUUUUAAAGUGGACACUGCUCAGGUGGCCUCCAAAGACGUUACUUAUUAGCAUGAAUUAAGCACAGGCUUCCAGAGUGUAAAGAGAGAGAGCUUGGGAAAGGCUUAAUGUAUGUCUGGAUACGUGGGAUGCUUGUGUAAUCCAUUAAUCACUUGCCAAACAGGCUUCUGAUUCUUUUCUUCUUCUUCCUGUACAAGGUGUAUCCAUGCUAUUGCACAAAAGUUCAAAUGUUUUUGCUUUCGAUAGCAUAUCGUAUGGUUUUUUUAAGUCAAGGCAUGACUGCAGUUACAGUUAGGCUAAAUUUUUGUCACCACUGCAUGUUUCUGCAUCCCCUGCUUCCUGGUGUAGGCAGGGAACUUUCAUAGUAUUGAAUUACUACUGCUAACCGUUGUAACAAAGCCGGUUGAAUUGACUGUCCAAGUAGCCUUGGCAAAUCCGCAAAUGAGUGCAAGGCUUGUAUCUUGGCACUAUGCAUAGACAAUAUCUGCUAGCAGCUUAUACUUUGGAAAUGUCUCAAUCAUUCAGUUUUUCCAUUUCAUCAAAUUGAAAUUAUUGGUAUGUGAAUUUUUUCUCUUUUUUGGCAUUUUUUUUGAAAUGUACAGUGAAUAGGAUGUUGCACUGGUGGCAAUUCAUCAUGGAGCAUAAUAAAAUUAAUUUGACUCGGUAUUAA
Molecule: messenger RNA, 5067 nt
Organism: Eublepharis macularius
Lineage: Eukaryota; Metazoa; Chordata; Lepidosauria; Squamata; Eublepharidae
Gene: WASL
Product: WASP like actin nucleation promoting factor
Exons: 11
Coding region: 613-2136 (507 amino acids)
Biological process (GO): actin filament organization
Cellular component (GO): nucleus; cytoplasm; endoplasmic reticulum membrane
Molecular function (GO): microtubule binding; actin binding
Source: RefSeq, a predicted model, not a curated record